AAUAUUAUUUAAUAUUGUGUGUUGUUUUGUGCUUAUUGUGAUGUUUUGUAAAUUGUUGAAUUUUAUUAUUUAGAAAAUUAAAUUUCAUUUUAUUUGUACAAUGUAAUAAAUUUUUAAUCAAAUUUUUUUGCUUCAAUGUAAAGAUGAAAAAAGUGAAAACAAAUUGGAAAUAAAACAAAUAAAUGCCAAUUUAUCUGAUUAUUCAGGAUUUUCGGAAUCAUUUGAUACUGAUGUAUCAACAUCAACAAAUUCAGUGCCAACAACUUGGCAACUUGCAAGUGACCUGGAGGCAACAAAAAUUUCAAAUAUUGAUAAAAAAUUAUCAAAAAAAGAAGAGAAAAAAUCUAACAAAGAAAAAAGAAAAUCAUUAAGUUUAAUGAUUAAAAAUACUCUAAAAACAAAUAAUAAUUCUAAGGCAGAAUUGUUACCAUUACCUUCACCACCUCCUCCUCCACCUCCACCAUUACCACCUGUUCUUCCACCUAGUCCUUCGAUAUCUUCAUCGUCAGAAAAUUCAAGUCAAUGUGGAACACUGAGAAGCAUCAAAUCACUCAAUGAUGGACCAAAUCAUCAUCAAAUGCAUCAAGAAUUAAAAUCAGUUUUAAAUCAAUUUCGUGAUAAAAAAAGAGUCAUUGAAGUUGUUAAAACACCAGAAUGUUUUGUCGAUCAACAAUCUACAUCUGAAGAAGUUCAAGCAUGGUUGUCUAUGAAAAGUUUUUCUGACAAAAUAUGCAAGCAGUUCAAUGGAAUGUCAGGCUCUGAUUUGUUUAGUCUAACCAAGGAGGAACUUGAACAACACUGCGGUUCGAUUGAUGGUAAACGACUUCAUGGUCAAAUAACAUUGUGUAGAAAUGCCUCAGGUUUUCAAUCAACAAGGACAUAUGAAUUAAAAACAAUACUUCAAAAGGCAAGAUCAAAAGUUGAUACAGCUCCAACUGAUGGCUGAUUUUACAUGAGCAUUAUUUUAUAUACACAAGACUGUUCAAUUAUUAUUAAAAAUAAUCACCUGACAAUCAAUUGUGUCAAUGAUAAUAAUGUGAGAU
Molecule: messenger RNA, 1043 nt
Organism: Aphidius gifuensis
Lineage: Eukaryota; Metazoa; Arthropoda; Insecta; Hymenoptera; Braconidae
Product: epidermal growth factor receptor kinase substrate 8-like
Exons: 5
Coding region: 377-946 (189 amino acids)
Biological process (GO): Rho protein signal transduction; regulation of Rho protein signal transduction
Cellular component (GO): plasma membrane
Molecular function (GO): actin binding
Source: RefSeq, a predicted model, not a curated record